UUUGACAAAAAAAGUCAAAACGGAGUUCCCAACUCCGAAAAUAAAAAGUGGUCAAAAACAACUUUAUUGAUUGCGGAUUUCUGAACUCCGAAACAGAGUUGCAUCAGGCUUUCUUAUUUUCAGAUCUGCCAAAUCCGAAUUCAGAGGAUUAGAUUUCCGGGCUUCGUGAUUGGUUGGCUACAGAUCGGAGGAUAGUUUUGUUGUUAUAAAUUCACCUCCCCACCUGCUUCCUCCCAUACCUUCAUCCGAGCCCCCCUUCAACCUCCUCUCAACCCCUCAAAAGGUUUGUAAUGGCCGAACGAGUUGCACAACCAGGGCCUCAGGAUCGUUCAGUGUUAUUUAUGCUACCCGAUGAGCAUCGUGCCGAUCGUGUGUGGCAUGAAUCAUCAUUUCGUGACGUCAAACUGAAAUGCCAGCACUAUUCGAGAGAAGCCUACGUUGAGGAGGGUCCGCGUCAUCCUGGGGUGGUACAGUUGCUGAGAGUAUCGGGGUUUCAUGGUGUGGAGAGAAUAGGACAAUUGCAGUUAGAUUGGUCUCUUGUGACUGCGUUAGUGGAGAGGUGGAGACCCGAGGUACAUGCAUUUCAUUUGCCCUUUGGUGAGGUAGGUUUGACCUUGCAGGACGUACAAGUGUUGUUGGGGUUGCCUGUUGACGGCAUACCACUCACUGGUCCUACUAUUACUGAGAAGGCAGCGUUAUUGCAGAUGUGUGCAGAUUCUGUUGGUUUUAUACCAAUAGAUGAGGAUUUAAAUUCACCCACCAUAAAAGUACCGAAUAUCCACCGCAUCCGAUUAACUGAAUGGAGCACUGAGAACGAGGUGACUCAACACACCAGAGCCCUCAUUUGGCAGUUGUUAGGCGGUUCGUUAUUCCCUACCACUAGUGCGAACAUGGUUCGUUAUUCCAGAACUUCUCGAGCUGAGCCCCGUCAAGAAACAAGAUUUCCAAAUGAGAUGGAUAUGCGUCCAAGACGGAGAGAACAACAUGAUUGAUUUGUAUUUGUACUCUUAUAAUGUUAUCUUUUUUUGUACUUUGUUUUAAUGUUGUAAAAUAUUUAUUAGCCAUAUGUUUUAUGUGUACCUUUAAUAUGACUUAUUGUGCAAUGAACUUUGUUUAAUUUUGAAUUCGUAUGACUUUAUG
This is a messenger RNA of Cuscuta epithymum, 1140 nucleotides long. NCBI's taxonomy places the organism in Eukaryota, Viridiplantae, Streptophyta, Magnoliopsida, Solanales, Convolvulaceae. The record is from the annotation of a GenBank genome assembly.